AUGACGGGCCAUCACCACCUUCUCGCCAACACCACUCUUCUCGGAGAUGAGUUUUUUCUUCAUAUAAAGGCAGCAUGUAGAAAAUUCAGAAAAAUUCUUUCAGAUGAGAUUAAAACUAGUAUUGAAUUUAAUCACAAUCAAAUUUAUAUCAUUGACAAAAUUCAAAAUUUCGAUAUUCAUGUCUCUACAACAGAAGACCUUGAAAAGAAAAUACUUCCGUCAUCCAUCAAAUUCAAUGCUCUUUCAUGGAAAUAUGGAAACAAGGAACAAAUAUGCUUUUUGGGUGAAUGUUGUGUUUCGUUGAUUUAUUCCAUCGCUUCGCAUUCCAUUUUUCAUUUUCAACAAUUAGUUGAAUUGAUUGAAUAUUGGAAAGAGAGAGAAUCAUCUCCUAUAUCUGCCAUGCUUGAAUUAGGACCUUUAUAUUGGAUUAAGCUAGCUUAUAAUCAAUUUAUAAAUACAAAUGCAGGAAAGAAAGUUGUGGGCAAUUUACAACCAUCAAAAUGGUUGGAAUUAUUGGACAAUAUUCGAAUGAAACAGAGAGGACCAACGCGAGAUUUAAACGAACUUUUGGAAAAAUUAUCUCGAGUUGAAUCAUGUCAUGCAUUUAUUUGUGGACAUUUGGUUGAUUUUCUUCACAGAUUUCAAGCGGUGAGAACCAUUCAUGAAAUUAGUGAUGUUUCUAUCGGUUUUUUGAACUUUAUAGAUGGGUUGUUUAUUCUGGAAACUGAAGGAAAUGUUGUGACUAUGAUGAAUGCUAAUACUCCCUCUUCUCUUACCACCAACAUGACUACCUCUGACUUUUCGAUGGUUGGAACUCUGAAUUCUUCUGCUCACACUACUGCCACAAUCACUACGAAUGAAACACCAUCAAAUGGUGAUACUUUAUUUGAGAGACAUUUCACAGUUCAUCCCUUGCAAGAAGAAUUGCAAAAACAAUCGCAGAUCAUUAAGAGAAGUUUUUUCCAUAGUGGUAUUGGGCCCAUUCAAGACCAGCAAGACUCUUACACUACUCUUCCAAUGAGCAAUUUUCCACAACAUGUCUUGUCUUCCAAUAGAACUCCAUCUCCUUCUUUAAUCUCGGGUGCUGUUGCAUUUAACGAAAUUCCACAUGACCAAACAGAUGCUCUGAGUUAUCAUUCAAUGAUGAUGAUGGAUAGAAAUUAUCGAUCUGGAAACACUAUGAAUCAUGUAUACUCUGAUCAUGGUAUGCCCAAUCAAGAUAUCACCACUGAACAGUUUCUUCAAAAAAUUGAUCAGGCCAUGCAAAGAUGUAGAAAUUGGUACUAUAUUACAAAUUAUUAUUUGAAACAGUAUCAAAAACCAAACCAUUUUUACAGGAAUUGGAUUGGAUAUACUGUAGGAGUUACUACUGGAGCUCUUGUAUCAUAUUAUGCUUACAAACAUGUCAAUGAUAUUGUUAGAGUUUCAACAGAUGCCUAUCAAAGUGUAGCUAGAUUUUUCCACAACUCCAUUGCUGAACCUUUAUAUAAUAUUUAUUCAAUUAUUCACUAUGAUGAACACAAACACAAAUUGGCAUCACUCGAAGAUGUGGAACUUUCUGCCAAAUCAUUGGAGCGUAUGGUUCUAGAUUUUGUUAAGGAUACUCAUCCAAAUAUUUCUCAAAGUGAUUUAGUACAAUAUGCGGAGCAAGCCAAGAAGGGAGAUAUUUCUGUGGUGAUGGAAACUUAUGAAAAGGAAUUGAAAAGUCCUGUCACUAAUGCUUUGUUUGGAAGUCUAGCAAGGGCUUUAUUGAUUCAAGUUCAGAAACAAAAAUUAGCAGUCGAACAAUCGAUGGUCAGCAUUGAUGCGUUAAUGAAACAAAAUGAAUUGAAUUUAGAAUUGAUUGCUGCUGUUCCAGGAGUGUUACUAUUUUCUUUCCUCUAUUAUCAAAUCACUAACUUUAAGAGAAAGACAGAUUAUUCGAACAUUACAGAGCCAAUGAUUAGACAAAUGUUACUGAUUGAGAAAAUUCUGAAUAGAAAUAUUGGACUAUCAAGACUGGCACUCAUUGAUUAUGGUACCAUCUAUUUAUAUGCUUCUCGAGUUAAAUUUUUAGCGAACCGUUUUUCCACUCUGAUUGAGCAUCCAAGAGCUGCCAGUGAUUUUACGAGUGACUUGAACGAAGUGAAUUCAACACUCAUGUCUCCUGCACAAAAGUUUAACACAGUUCAUCGAAUGUUUAGACAAUAUCAGUUUUUAAAUCAACAAGAGCAGCAGUAA
Molecule: messenger RNA, 2220 nt
Organism: Naegleria fowleri
Lineage: Eukaryota; Heterolobosea; Eutetramitea; Acrasida; Naegleriidae
Exons: 2
Coding region: 1-2220 (739 amino acids)
Cellular component (GO): mitochondrial outer membrane
Source: RefSeq, a predicted model, not a curated record